AUGACAUCUUUAUCUGUAUCAUUAAAACCACCUUGUACCGCAUGUGGUAAUAAAAAUGCAGGUAUAUUUCGAUGUGAAGGAUGUUUACAAGUAUUUUGUCGAAAACAUCUUAAUGAACAUCGAGAUUUUCUUAGUUAUCAAUUGGAUGAAAUUGCUCAGGAACAUGAUAUUUUACAACAAACUAUUGUUGAAAAUGAAGACAAACAAAUAAAUCAUCUUCCUAUUCUUAAACAAAUUGAUCAAUGGGAAAAAGUUUCGAUUGAAAAAAUUCAACAAACAGCAGAAGAAGCAAGAAUACAAGUUAAAAUAUUGACUAGUUUACAAACAGCUUCAAAAGAAUUACAUGAUCUUGCUGAGCGAUUAGAAAAAGCUCGUAUAGAUGAUGAUUAUGUUGAAACAGAUCUUCGAACAUGGACAAAUAUGUUACAAAAAUUGAAAGAUGAUAUUAAUACAUUUUCUCCAUCGAUUUCUAUUCAAGAAAAUCCAGAAGAAAUACUUGUUGCUAAAAUAUAUGUUUCUACAACACUACAACAAUUAAGACAACAGGAAAAGUUUAGAGAAUUCUUUGGAUCAGUUCGUAUUGAAGAUAAUGAUUUUAUGGCGAUACAUGACGGUCUACAGAAUGGUACAGCUUUUGUACGAGGAAUCGGUGAAUAUUCAUCGGGUACACAUAAAAUUCGGUUUCUAUUUAAAAAGAAUAGUCUCAAAUAUAAGACUUGGUUUGAUAUUGUCUCAGCAUUAAGGUCAAUCAGUGGAACAUCCGAAGAAUCUUACGAAAGCUUUGGAUGGUCAAGUGAUGAUGAUAUUUAUUGUACUGAUGAUAAAAUGACAGGUGAUGAAAAUUUUCGAGAUAUGAAAGGUCAAACUUCAUUUGAAAUCGAACUUCAACUUGAUUGUGAUAAUCAAAAAAUUAGUUAUGUUAAUCAACGAACAAACAAUCAAAGAGAGUUAAAUGUCGAUAUUAAAAAAUGUUCAUUUCCAUGGCAAGUUAGAUUUUAUUUGUUUGAGGUUGGAGAUUUUGUUAGAUUGCUGCAUUAA
This is a messenger RNA of Rotaria sp. Silwood2, 1038 nucleotides long. NCBI's taxonomy places the organism in Eukaryota, Metazoa, Rotifera, Eurotatoria, Philodinida, Philodinidae. The record is from the annotation of a GenBank genome assembly.